Molecule: messenger RNA, 1230 nt
Organism: Oryza brachyantha (malo sina)
Lineage: Eukaryota; Viridiplantae; Streptophyta; Magnoliopsida; Poales; Poaceae
Product: transcription factor HEC1-like
Exons: 1
Coding region: 151-858 (235 amino acids)
Biological process (GO): regulation of DNA-templated transcription
Molecular function (GO): protein dimerization activity; DNA-binding transcription factor activity
Source: RefSeq, a predicted model, not a curated record
CAACAACACAGAUCAUUGCAAGAAACUUGAAAUCUCCCUGAAACAGCAACAAGCUUGCUAGCUAGCUCGAGCUCUUUGCACUAAGCUCUUGCCUAGCUCAUCAAUACCUGAGUAGCUAGUUGCUCGAUCGAUCGAAAUCUUAGCUGAGUGAUGGACUUCGACUUGCUGAAUUCCUACCCGGAAGCGCAGCUUGACCUGAUGAGCACGAUGCUUCAGCUGGAGCAGCUCACUGCGCUCACUGACCAGUCGCUAUUCAUGGCGGCGCCAACUUCGCCGCCGGUAUCACCCAUGGGGACCCCUUCACCCCAGUUCUCUCCACCGCCGCAGAUGUCGAUGACCACCACCACGGCCGGUGGCUACCAGGAGCUCCAGGACCAGUAUUCCAUGCCGGCCACGUACGGCGCCGGUGCCGGCGUGCAACAGCUGGACUUCGCGAUGUCGUCCCCAGGCUCCGACUCCGGCGGACCGCAGGGCUCGUCGUCGUCGUCCGAGGCGAUGCGGGAGAUGAUCUUCCACAUCGCGGCGCUGCAGCCGGUGGAGAUCGACCCGGAGGCGGUGCGGCCGCCGAAGCGUCGCAACGUGCGCAUCUCCAAGGACCCGCAGAGCGUGGCGGCGCGGCUGCGGCGGGAGCGCAUCAGCGAGCGCAUCCGCAUCCUGCAGCGGCUCGUCCCGGGCGGCACCAAGAUGGACACCGCCUCCAUGCUCGACGAGGCCAUCCACUAUGUCAAGUUCCUCAAGUCCCAGGUGCAGUCCCUCGAGCGCGCCGCCGCCGCCACCGGUGCCGCCGCCCACCGCGCCGCCGCAUUCGGCGCGGCCUACCCAGCUGCCUUGCCCCUGCAGCACCACGCUCCGUGGUAGCUACCUAUACUAGCUCCCACAUGGACAUGGAUCGAUGGUGAUGAGACAAUCGUUUCCAUUACUAUCGUCUCACAUGCUUGUCGCCGUCGCCGUCGUCGAUCGAUCGCCACUGCUGCUGCCGCUGCAGCAGCAUGCAUGAUCACAUGCAUGCAUGUGUAAAUUAGUAUAAGAAGUAGGAGACCCCUGAUGACCAUUUAUUAUUGUUGCCGUUGUUAAUUACCGCAUGCUAGCUCGUACCGUAUACGUGGCUGCUCCGAGCUUUUGUUGGACUCGCAGCCCGUACGUGCAUAUAUGCGCGUUCGUUGUAGGCUUGUACUGUGCUGUACACACAUUUUCCUUCUACCUUGUUCAAUGCAGUACGUUUCCCGUACC